Messenger RNA from Triticum turgidum subsp. durum (durum wheat), 3258 nucleotides. The record is from the annotation of a GenBank genome assembly. NCBI's taxonomy places the organism in Eukaryota, Viridiplantae, Streptophyta, Magnoliopsida, Poales, Poaceae.
AUGGCGGCAACUGCCGAGAGCGCCGUCGAGUCGCUGUUGGGCCGCCUCUCGUCGAUGCUCCUCGACGAGGCACAGCUGCUGAAGGGAGUGAAGGGUGACGUGCAGUUCAUCAAGGAUGAGACGGAGAGCAUGAACGGCUUCCUCCUGGACGUUGCCGGUGGCGGGCACCAGGUCCGGGCGUGGACAAAGCAGGUCCGGGAGGUCGCCUGCGACUCCCAGAACUGCAUCGACCGCUACGUGCAGACCUUGGGUGCCAGCCGUCCCUCGGCGGGCCUCCUGGGCUCGCUCCAGCAGGUGCCGAAGCUGGUAAAGACCAUGCCGGAUCGCUACCGCAUUGCCAAGCAGAUCCGGGAGCUCAAGGGCCGGGCGCGCGAGGUGGGGGAGCGGCGGCAGAGGUAUGGCGUCAAAGCUCCGAUGCAGAGCAGUACAGGCGCCAAUGGAGCGGGAGAUGGCGCCACCAAGACCAAGCUGGGGGAUGCGGAGGAUGCACGGAGGCGCCGUGUUUUAGCUGAUGUUGAUGACUUGUUGAACAACGACGCGCGAGAGCUCAUGGCUUGGCUCAUCAGAAGUGAACGCCAUGACCAUACUCCGCCAGUCUAUCAGCAUGUCCCUAAAUUCUUCAAGAACAUGUACGCCUCCACGUCCAAGAUGGAUGACCUGCUGCCAGAGUAUCACAGGAUGUUUAGGGGGAUAGUUGGUGAUGAAAACCCAGAGAACAUAGCUGAUGCUGCUGCCGUCUUGACCAAAGCAGGCAUAGAUAUGACGAAACACGAGAUUCGUAUGGUUGGCAGUGUGGUGAAAAAGGAAAUGAUAGAAGCAGAGGCAUUGUACACAACACAGGUCUCUCUGUGGCUGACACGAAUACUCUGCAAUGGCAUCAUUCAUGAACUAGCCGGCAAAGGCGUGUUCCGGAAACUAGCAGCAGCACUUGGCGGCGAUCGAGGACGGCUGCCUAGACUCCUCGUUGUUGUAACACCACCAGUGGAUAUCCUCAACCCAGAGGAGGACCAGCUGCGUACACACAAGCCUGCGACGGAGCUUGUAAGGAGAGUGUACGACAACGCCAAGAAGGCCAAACAUUUCGAAUGCAUGGCUUGGGUCGACGCAAGGCUCCACGCGCAGCGCAAGCAGAGGCUUCAGUGCAUACUCCAACAACUGGUGCACCCCUCAUCUGGUGAGGCAGCACAAGUCGACGAUGAGAAGGAGCUCAAGAAAAAGAUUCAGGAACACCUGAAAGGUAAAAAGUUCUUAAUUGUUCUGGCUGAUCAUGAUGAUCUCACACCAUGGGAAGACAUAACGCUAACAGAUGCUCUGCCCACUGACUACUCUGAAGACAGUGCUAUCAUAGUAACUCCCUCAAUGCAGCACCCAGUUCAAUUGCAUGUGUGGUACGCAGCCAGCUGGUUUUUCUUGGGAAGAGCCACUCACUAUAAAGUGCACUUCUAUUCUCACCUUGAUGCUCUAAACAAGAAAGCCAAUGAAUUGCUAGUCGGUAGCCACCCUAGAAAAGAUGAAGUACAUGCCAUCGUCAAGCAAAUCCUCAAGAAAUGUCGCUGGGAUGCCUUUUCCACCAAGAUGGUCCUUCAGGCUCUGUAUGCUAAUCCUCACAGAAGCAAGGCCGAGUUGGAGACACUGCUGGAUAGCAUAAGAGAGUUUAACACAGUCCCUAAUGCCCGGAACAUCAUAAGGUUAUGCUAUGAUGACCUCCCCAGUCAGUACAAGGCGUGCUUGCUAUACCUAUCAAUUUUCCCCCUAGGUUCCAAGAUCAGAAGGACAAGCUUAGUCAGAAGAUGGGCAGCUGAAAACAUCAUCACCAAAAGGUACGACCUCAGUGCAAUGGAUGAAGGUGACCGUGCUUUCAGUGCACUACUUGACCGAGGACUUCUUCUUCCUUGCCGCAUUGAUCCUGCAGACAAAGUCAAGAGCUGUACAGUGCAUCAUCAUGUCCUCUCCUUCAUUGCCGAGAUGGCCCGUGAGGACAAUAUUGGCAACACACUUCUGCCGCUAGCCUUGUCUCGCCGUCUCUCCAUUCGCAACGGAAUUCAAGUUCUAGAACUCUCCAAGAAGCAACAGGGCACACGUUCCAAUGCCUGCUGGAGAUUCCACGGGUCUUCUCGCUCCAGACGUUCAGAAGAUUCUCAAGGUCCAUUGGAUGACAUGGUCACGUUUCUCAACGUACUGCAUGAAUCUCCUCGGUUGGGAUUGAUCAAAGUGCUUGACCUGGAAGACUGCACUGGACUGAAGAACCGCAACCUCAAGAACAUAUGUAACAAGAUAUUUCAGCUCAAGUAUCUGAGUGCAAGGAAGACAAGCAUCACCGAGCUGCCCAAGGAGAUCAGCAAGCUCCAAGACUUGGAGACACUUGACAUCAGGGAAACCAAGAUAAAAUCGUUCCCUGCAAAAGCAACUCUGCCACCAAAGCUAGUGCAUCUGCUUGCUGGUGACAUUUACCGUCCAUCUAACAAUGACACUGGAUCUACUGAAUCAUAUUCCACCAUCCAUAUGCCUCCUGGGAUUGGGAGCAUGACAAACAUGGAGAUACUAUCCCAUGUUGCAGUUUCCGAGAGUGCAGAUGAGCUGCAGCAUGUUGGCCAGCUGCAGCGGUUGAGGAAACUGGGUCUAGUUAUCCAUGGCAACAGCGACAGGCUGCUCAGUAUUUUGCUUAGAGUAAUCUGGAAGCUUGAAUGCCUAUACUCUUUGUCAGUCCAUAUUGAGGCCGGUGGCAAGGAUGCUGACAUGAACACGAAGGGCAUAACAAUCUCGCCUCCCAAGUCUCUUGAAAGACUUAGCAUCAGUGGCAACAUCAGCGAACUGCCUAGAUGGAUUGAAGAGCUUCCUCAGCUUUCCAAGAUAACGUUAUGCCGUACCUCCUUGACAGAGAGUGAUAUACAGUUCUUAGGUAAACUUGUGAACCUGCGCUACAUCAGGCUCCGCCAUGAGUCAUAUACUCCAAAGAAGCUUACUUUCAAGGAGAAAGAAUUCAAAAGACUUGAGUUUCUUAUCAUCGAGGGCACAAUAAUCUCCGACAUCACAUUUGAACAGUAUGCAGCCAGUCAGCUCGAGAAGAUGGUUUGGACGCCCACCAGCAUGGUAAAGCUAUGUGGAUUGGAACACCUCCUAAGACUACAAAUGGUUAAGAUCAACGGCAAUUGCAACAUGGAUGACAUCAACAUGGAAGCACAUCCAAAUCAUCCUAUCCUGGAAAUCAUUGAGGCCAAUGCUACUGCUACCGCCAGCAACGCUCCUGCUCUGCAGUAG